This is a messenger RNA of Molossus molossus (Pallas's mastiff bat), 1175 nucleotides long. Its product is annotated as peptidoglycan recognition protein 3-like. Gene Ontology annotation, molecular function: N-acetylmuramoyl-L-alanine amidase activity; zinc ion binding. The record is from RefSeq and is a predicted model, not a curated record. NCBI's taxonomy places the organism in Eukaryota, Metazoa, Chordata, Mammalia, Chiroptera, Molossidae. The transcript is spliced from 8 exons. Gene Ontology annotation, biological process: peptidoglycan catabolic process. The coding region runs from base 48 to 1175 and encodes 375 amino acids.
GUCUGCAGCCCACACUCUUCUCAUUGGUGUCCUGGGACCACGUGAGGAUGCUGCUGUGGCUUCUUGUCUUCUCGGCUCUGGGUCUCGAGGCCUGGGGGGAUCCCCCUCGAUUCUCCCGAAAUGACACCCAAGCCAGGGAACUGUCAGAGAAGCUCGUGGACCUGUUUGUUGGCGUCUCACAGCUCAUUCGCAAGGGUCACAAUGGCGCCCCCACCAUCGUCUCCCGCACAGAGUGGGGGGCGAGAUCACUGACCUGCCGGGCCCCGCUGACCCCACCUGUGGCCUAUGUCACCACGGCCCAGCUCUCGGGGCUGGAGUGUCAGGAGCAGCAAGUCUGCAGCCAGAAGCUGCGGGGCCUCCAGUCCUGGUCCGUCUAUGCCCAAGGCUGGUGCGACGUGGCGUACAACUUCCUGGUUGGGGACGAUGGCAGGGUAUACGAAGGUGUCGGCUGGGAUGUCCAAGGUCUGCACACCCAGGGCUACAACAGCAUCUCCCUGGGCCUCGCCUUCUUUGGCACCAAGGAAGGUAGCAGUCCCAGCCAAGCUGCCUUAUCAGCUGCAGAGGACCUCAUCUUCUAUGCCAUCCGGAAGGGUCACCUGUCACCCAGAUAUAUUCAGCCACUUCUCUUGAAGGAAGAGGUGUGCCUGACCCAUCAGCAGCCAGGGAUGCCCAGGAAAGCUUGUCCCAACAUCAUCCCACGGUCAGCUUGGGAAGCCAGAGAGACCUACUGCCCUAAAAUGAACCUCCCAGCCAAAUAUGUCAUCAUUGUCCACACUGCCGGGACACCCUGCAACACACCCAUGGACUGUCAGGUUCGCGUCCGAGAUACACAGUCCUACCACAUGGACAAAGUGAACUUCUGUGACGUUGGAUAUAACUUCCUGGUGGGCCAGGAUGGUGGUGUGUAUGAAGGAGUUGGCUGGCACACCCAAGGCGCUCACACCUAUGGCUACAAUGAUAUUGCCCUGGGGAUUGCCUUCAUGGGCAACUUUGUAGAAAAGCCACCCAAUGCCGCAGCGCUGGAGGCAGCGCAGACCCUGAUCCAGUGUGCGGUGGGCGAGGGGUACCUGACUCCCAGCUACCUGCUGGUGGGGCACAGUGAUGUCAGCGCAACCCUGUCUCCUGGGAAGGCUUUGUAUGACAUCAUCAGCACCUGGCCUCACUUCAAACAGUGA